AUGGUAACCCAUUCAGCUCGCCAACUUUUUCCCGUUUUGGAGCGUUCGAGUAGCCACCAAACUAAUUACCAGCACGUUAAGGGUGACGGCAUUGUUUUAGAGAUUAAUCAGGAAGCCGGAGAACCGGGACAAGAGGUUGACUCCAAGGCGACACCCGCCUAUGCCACUACGGCCAUCACCGUGUUACAUCUGGAUCACAAUCCGAUUGCCACCCGAAUCACCGCUUGCAUUGGAACUGCCUGUGCUGAAGCAAACAAACGUAAGAUCCAGAUCAGCUAUCAUGACCCACAGUCCCUUCACGACAACUAUCCUGAUAUUCCGGUCCACUCCACCUAA
Messenger RNA from Melampsora larici-populina 98AG31, 336 nucleotides. RefSeq lists its product as uncharacterized. Lineage: Eukaryota; Fungi; Basidiomycota; Pucciniomycetes; Pucciniales; Melampsoraceae. The transcript has 2 exons. The record is from RefSeq and is a predicted model, not a curated record. Bases 1 to 336 code for a protein of 111 amino acids.